CGCCUGGGAUACCGUUGAUACCUGGUUCAUCUGCUGGUUGCAAGAAGAGACCCUCUUGCCUUUGACAGAGUGUUAAUCGCCUUGUUUAUCUUGCGCCUUGGAUCGACCGGUCAGGACGCUUGACCGCUAUUGUCAAAGAUGAAGUUCCUUCCCCUUCCUGAGAUCGAGGACGUGACGAGUUCCCUGAACUUCGACACUGGCGAUUGCCACAUUCUCGGAGGCUGCGAUCUUUACACGACAAAGGCAGCACGUGCGGACCGCAAAUUGUAUAAGAACAUCGAACAGUCGCUUGAAGCACAGUAUGAAUCAACUCUUCGCCUGUCCGCAUCGUUGUCGCCGCCAAAUGCGUCGGACGCGGCCGCCUCGCUCAAUCUAUCCCGGUCUAGCCCCUUCGGGCCCCUGAGCGACCACUCCAGCCGGAGGACCUUCGCCUAUCUGAUCGCAACUUUGAACGCAAGCCAUCCAGAUUACGACUUUUCUCAUGUUCUGCGCCCGUCCGACUUCCACCGCGAGAGAAAUCUCAAAAGAGUGAUGAAUACGAUCGAUUCCACGUUAUUUAAUCUCCGACCGCGUGAAGCCAUCGACCUCGCUCCCCCAUCCCCCGUGACCAUCUCGGGGUCAUACAAUGCCGGGGCCUCUGCUACAUGGGGGCCGAGGAUGUGGCGAAUAAUCGAUGAGCAGCUGUCACUCAAGGAGUGCUCCAUCUACUCUUACUCCCCGGAAGAGGAUCCUUCUGAUGCGGACGACGGAGCGAUCUGGAGUCUACACUACUUCUUUUUUAACCGUAUCCGGAAGCGUGUCUGUUAUCUCUACCUCAGAGCCAUCCCAAUUCUCAGUCACACGCCGAGCGAUGGAGUCGCUACGCCGACCGCAAAGAGGACGUACGACGACGGCUAUCUCACGCCGGACCUCGGAUCAAGUAAGCGGGCCCGCUACUGGCUCGGCGAAGCAGUGCACUUCGAAGACGAGAGUGAGUCUGACGAAGAGCACGUCGGCAAGCCUGCCCGACCUGUUGUGGACGAAUACGACAACUACGUGCUCAGCGACGAGGAAUUCCGAUCUAGAUCCGGUAGCAAGGGCACGGUACGUGCUAUGAGUGAGGAAAUUGCCGACUCGAUGGAGGUUUAACUUUACGAUUCAACCCAUUACGACUUAUUAUUGCUUCGCUGUCUUACCUUUUAAUCUUCCACUGAUGCCCCCUUUUCUUCGAUUCAAUAUGGA
Molecule: messenger RNA, 1221 nt
Organism: Aspergillus pseudonomiae
Lineage: Eukaryota; Fungi; Ascomycota; Eurotiomycetes; Eurotiales; Aspergillaceae
Product: RNA polymerase III-inhibiting protein MAF1
Exons: 2
Coding region: 139-1128 (329 amino acids)
Biological process (GO): negative regulation of transcription by RNA polymerase III
Cellular component (GO): nucleus
Molecular function (GO): RNA polymerase III core binding
Source: RefSeq, a predicted model, not a curated record